AUGUCAGCCAUAGGUUCGGGUGGUUUUGGGACUGUAUUUAAAGUGAAGCAUAGAUUGGAUGAUAAGAUAUAUGCCGUUAAAAGACUUCAAUUUGUGGAUAUUAGUGAAGAAACAAAACAAAUAGUUCUCAAAGAAGUCAAUAGUUUAUCAAAACUGGACUCAGAUUUUGUGGUCAAAUAUGAAGAUUCAUGGCUUGAGUCCAAUCAUCUCUACAUUCAAAUGCAAUUCUAUUCGCAAAGUCUUAGAUCUGUUCUCAAAGACAAACCCAUUGUCUUCGGGAGACAACCGGAAGAAGAGUUGAAUGUUUUUGAAUACUUUAUUUCGUGUGAAAUAUUCAAAGAACUUCUGGAAUGCGUUGAAUAUCUUCACUCAUCGAAUCCACCGGUCAUUCUUCGGAAUCUCAAACCGGAAAACAUAUUAAUUGAUAACAAUUUUAUGUCGAAUCGGUUUAUAAAAGUGUGUGACUUUGGUUUAGCUACUGAUCACAACAACGACAGACAGACUGUCAGUCCAUUUGUGCACUCAGUUUGUGGUACUUUUGGAUAUAUAGCGCCCGAAGUUCUUAUGGGUAAACAAUAUGACCACAAAUCAGACAUUUAUAGCCUCUCUAUAAUCGGCGAAGAGUUGUUUGGCAUUGAUCUCCAGGAUAGACAUGAAGUGAUGACUGGGAAUGAGUAUCGCAUCGAUUGCAUCACUGAUACGGAUGUCGAGCGUGAGGUCCGGUCGGCGCCCCCGCCGUCACCCGUGCUCUUGGGCUAUGAUCUGAUGGUCAGUAUUCAUAGCAAUUCUGGUGGAGAUUCUCAAUAG
Messenger RNA from Medioppia subpectinata, 807 nucleotides. Lineage: Eukaryota; Metazoa; Arthropoda; Arachnida; Sarcoptiformes; Oppiidae. The record is from the annotation of a GenBank genome assembly.